AUGAAUACCGAACCAAAAAACUCACGGUGUUGCCGCGGUCUAUCCGAACCAACUCCUACAGCAUUCUUGACCGAGGACCUUAUCGUGGAGAUCAUAUCCUGGCUUAGAGUGAAACCUUUGAUGAAGAUGAAGUGUGUUAGUAAGUCAUUUAACAGUCUUAUCUGUGAUCCUAAAUUCGUGAAAAUGCACCGUAAACGAUCUUCACGAAACACACUCUCCUAUCUAGUUUGUUACAAAGACGAUUUCAAGAAGGUUGAUGAGGAUUCAGUGGUUUGCUCCAUGACUAAUUUACACAACAACCUCCCCGCGGAGGAUGAUUACAGUUUUGUACCCUUCUCGGUUGGUGAUUUAGUUAAAAAUCCUUCGAUGAUUCCCAGUCUCGAUGAUCCUUACUAUUGUUUGAUUGACAAGGACUGUCGUAAAGUUGUUGGUUCUUGCAAUGGAUUGGUUUGCUUGCUCGGUUCAUCUGAGCAUCAAACAUGGUUCCGUUUCUGGAACCCCGCCACUAGGACAAUAUCUAAUAAAUUAGGUUUUCUUCAUAAUGUCAAGUAUCGGUAUAAAUUGACAGAUUGGAGGUUUACUUUUGGUUAUGAUAAUUCAACCGACACUUAUAAGGUUGUGGCAUUACUUCUGGGGAAUCGCCCGUGGAAAACGGUGGUACGAGUUCUUAAUUUUGGGGAUAAUAUUUGGAGAAGUAUUCCAAGUUUUCCUGCUAAGCCUCUUCAGGUAGCAGUAAGUUCACAAAUCAGCAGGGGGUUUGGGUUUAAUGGUGUGCAUUUGAAUGGCACUGUUAAUUGGUUGGCCAUUGGGAGAGGUCGAUCUGAUCUAUUUGUGAUUGUUUCGCUUGAUCUAAGUACAGAGACAUACAAAAUAUUCUGUGUCCCUCGAUUUUCUCUUGAGGAGUUAAAAGUACUUCCUCGCCUUUGUGCCAUGAUGAAUAACCUUUAUUUAUAUCAUGAUGUCAACAAAACCGAUUUUGUUAUAUGGAUUAUGACAAAAUUUGGAGAUGAUAAGUCUUGGACUAGACACCAUCUACUCAGCAGCCAUGACCUUCUUGGGUUGAACAUUAAAUAUGAUCUCUUUUCGUCUUUCAAUAUUUAUCUCAAUCGUGGUAUUAUGCUAUUCUUACAAGACGACAAAGCUAUUCUCGCUCAUUUGGCAACUGGAACACCAUUGAAAUCUAUACUUAACAAAAAAAUAUGUUGGUUAUCUAUGAACAAUUAUGUCGAAAGUUUGGUUUCAACUCGUUGAAAGUAUGCCAGCCGAAUCAACCGUCUAACCAGAAGAAUUCCAUGUUUAGUGCUCAUUUAUGCUGAAUCUCUAUGUUUGAUCUGAUUACACCAAUUCAAGUACACCCUAUGCAUGGAAGUGAAGUGAGAGUUGUUUUAUCUGAUAUAGAGUUGUAAUAUUGCAUUGUGGUAGAAACUAUUUUCUUUAUUUUUAUUUUC
Molecule: messenger RNA, 1448 nt
Organism: Trifolium pratense (red clover)
Lineage: Eukaryota; Viridiplantae; Streptophyta; Magnoliopsida; Fabales; Fabaceae
Product: F-box/kelch-repeat protein At3g06240-like
Exons: 2
Coding region: 1-1251 (416 amino acids)
Molecular function (GO): protein binding
Source: RefSeq, a predicted model, not a curated record